Myripristis murdjan (pinecone soldierfish) is the source of this 3813-nucleotide messenger RNA. RefSeq names its product adipose secreted signaling protein b (gene adisspb). The transcript has 7 exons. The record is from RefSeq and is a predicted model, not a curated record. NCBI's taxonomy places the organism in Eukaryota, Metazoa, Chordata, Actinopteri, Holocentriformes, Holocentridae. The coding region runs from base 540 to 1064 and encodes 174 amino acids.
AGGCGGCUUUGAUCAGUCAGUCCCCACCAGUGCAAGAGAGCAGAGGAGCUGCUCAGAUGUGCAGGAGGGGAGCAUCUCUUAUAUCUGACCUUUCUAGAGAAAACUGAACUCUGCAAUCCAAAACCACCGAGCGGAGCGGCGUGCGAACCACGUGAUCAAAUGCGGAAACUGGCCGUCGAAGAAAGUGCAGCCAAAGGGAGAGAAAGGGGGGUGGAUGUUUUUGGCGAGCAGAGAGACCUGUCAAAUUUCAUUUUGAGCUCCUACUACUCACUCAACUACCCCUGCAACCUUUCCACAGACGACCGCGACGAUUUCGGCUCUCUUUUUGUUUAGUUUGCAGCACGGCUUGUAACUGUUGUGCUGAAUUAUUAAACACGGCUCCCUGAACUAGAAGAAGGAAGUUCAAACCACAAGUGGCCCGAACCUUGCAGUUUGGGGAUUCACACUAAAGGUUGUUCUGAGUUCAGACUGGUGAGAUGGCAAGGCUGUGACAUUGUCUAUCCAAGUGUGUCUGUCUGUAUUGGACCAGUUCCCUUGACAUGGCCACUGCGAAGAAGAGCUCUGCGAAGGCGGGGGGCGUGCGUUUCUCAGAAGAACCUCCCGCUGCUGGCACCCCCUCCCACGUACACUUUGAUGAAAAACUGCAUGACUCAGUCGUCAUGGUAACCCCAGAGGCUGAUGGCAACUUCAUGGUCAAGGUUGGCUUCCUGAAGACGCAGCACAGGUAUGAGAUCGUCUUCACCUUGCCCGAGGUUCCAGCUCUGGGGAAGGACGUGUGCCCGGCGCCGGUGCCGAGUCCACACCUCCGGAUCACUGACAUCGCACCCGCAUCAGAGGGUGGUCUGAAGGUGACCUGUGAGUACAUGGCCCACCAGGAAGGGGUUCUCUGCGAGGAGGUGCUGCUGCUGAGCGAGACCAACGAGGAGGCCUGUGUCAAGGUCAAAGUUCAUGCAAGAGUCAUGGAUCGUCACCAUGGUACGCCCAUGCUGCUGGAGGGAGUUCGCUGUAUUGGUGUGGAGUUGGAGUACGACUCUGAGCAGAGUGACUGGCAAGGAUUUGACUAAAUAUCAAUUACACACACACACACACACACACACAGACUUCCAAGCUUGUGAGACAAAAAAGAAAAAUCAUAACUGCACGCUUUACCAAAUGUACACACACAACACACAGCUCCCAUCUUCCUGGAUAGAGAAAGAAACAAGAAGCCAGCACACUUACCCCCCUGGACCAAGACAGGAACGGAUAGUGGUUCUGGCGUAAAUUCAGAAACAUUCCUUCUCCACUGAGACAUUCACCACAAAAUCAGCAGCAUUUUAACGGAUGUUGUGACGUUGCUACUUACCCGCUCUGACGACAGCAUUUCUCAAAGUCUUCGUUUUGCCCCAGACCGCUCCCAUCAUGUGUACUGUGAUUAACCUGUGGUUUUUUUUUCAUUAAACCUCUAGAGGGCGGUAGUGCUCUCUGAACCAGUCCAGCUUCAGAUCCCUUUCACAGCCACUGAACUGCGGUUCGCUGUUUUCCCUGACGUGUAAACUGUACACUCACCUGUUACCCUGCAUGGAUUUAUAUGUGUGGCUGUAUACAAGGGCUCUUCCAUUCAUUCAGUAUCUUGAAACUGACCUAAGGGAAAGAAUAAAGCUUCACGUUUCAGGGAUGUAAGUGUCAGAUUGGGCGGCUGCACCCAGCCUGUAAUGUCUGUGUUUUACCACAAGGGGGCACUUCAGACCACUGUAUGUGAUGUUCCUUACCUCUGAAGGCUUAUGUGGACCAGCAGUGGUCCUUCACUCGGCUGCAGUCUGGUUACAUUUUCCCAUUUAAAGGAAAAAUCCACCAAGAUACACAUACACACUUCGAUAUCAUGAGUCUUUCAGGUCUUGUUUUAUGAUGAAAUGUCUUGGUUUACUUAAACCUGCUUUGUCUAUUUCUGCUUGAGUUUAAGAGUUCCUACAUUUCCCACGAUGCACUUCAACAACUCCAAGAAGAGCUUUUUACAUUCAACUUUGGGUUUUAUGCAUAUGUGGAGCAAGUUUUUCUUGUUGAGAAAAAGUGAUAGCACCGAGCCUCUUUCUCAAAACACAACAUGUCUUGUGGCUGCAUUGCAUUAUGGCACAUUGAGGCCUCUGCCAGUGGAGAAACUGAUAUCUCUGACUCCUCGACAAUGGAUUUUUCCACUUUAUGAUUGUUGAACAUCAGUUACAAAUAGAAAGUCUUGGAGGAAGCUCUUGCUGUUUGAGGGGCUUACACCAAAACUUGUUUUUUGUUGAUAUUUUAUGUAGAUUAAACUUUUUGUUGGAUAACACACUGCAGUGUAGUUGUGCUGGAGAUAUCUUGACAUGACGUCACGUUUGACUAGUCAGUCAUUGGAAUAAACCUGCGGCCGCACUGAUCCAUCAUAACUGUCUGUCAGUGUCUGUUUUUAAUUGUUUUUCAAUGAAGAUAAUUGGUUUGAUGAUGCAUUUGUUUCCACCGGAUUUGUGUUGGUUUUGUCAAACAGCAAAGUGUGAAACUUUUUGGAAUGGAUGGAAGUGUCAUAAUCCGUUUAUCCAACACCUAAAAGUUUUUUUUUCCUCCUGUUUUCAUCCAUUGCAUUCUUUUUCUGACUUCAAAUGCAACUUUCAUCAACCACUCAAAAGAAAUUCAAAAGCAAUUGGACAGACAGAUGGUCUCUUGGUCAAAUUCCUGCAUAACCAGUAACGGAUGUGACUGCAGCCGAAGGAAAAACUCACCACCAAACAAUAAAAUGAAAACACAAAGUGCAUCACUGAUAGUGUAAUCAAUGUAAAAGUAUUCUAAGGUGGAUUUUUCCUUUAAACUGGCCUUCCACAGUCAGCCUCCCAGGUGUAGGGAGGGAGAAGCAAUUUAUUCUUGGUUUGAAUUCGUCGAGCCUUCACACCCCACAUGAGACACAAGUGCCUUUCAUCAGUACUGUCUUGUCUUGCACGUCACCUGCCGUCCUGUAACUGUUUACAUCCUGGCACACACCCACCCGCCAAAGAGGGCGGCCAAUUUGGACCAGCCGGGCGGCGUAGUGCGUAGGGAGACCACCCCUCACCCGUUGACAGCAAACACCCUCUGUGCUGAACUGCCCUUUAGCAAGAUGCUAAAUUUGGAGGAGUGAUAGUGGAGCUAUCACCAUGGGUAAUGUGGUGAAAGUGGUGCCAUCAUGAUCCAUUGUGAUGCUAUAGCCUGUUUGGUUUUCCAGUAUUUAAUCCCACAUCCACCAGCUUGUCUCUCUUUCUUUCUCUCUUUCUGAUCAUUUGCCCUUUGGCCCAUUGCUCUCCUCAUGGUGCGAGUGCAGAUGAGAGGAAGCUGGAUAGGUAUGGACACACAAGUGGAUGGAUAGAUUGCAUUGCCUAUCUACUCUGCUUAGUUUACACUUGUACUUUUAGAGUAAGUGCCAUGUAUCGGCUGCACUGCAAUCUCACAGUCAAAUCCCCCUUUUUACAAAACCAUCAAAUUCCCUUCUCGUGAAUCAGCUCUUUCGUCUCAUUUGUUUUUGUUAUAUUUACAUUGAAUGCAUUCAGCCUUAAAGGAAAACAACUCGGUGUGUAAUUUCUCCACCUAAUAGACUCUGAACUGUUUGUGUAGUCCAGAUUAGAUAGAUUUAUUUGGUAAUUGCUGACGCAUAAUAGGUCAAAGUCUGGCUUGUUGCUAAUUAGUGUACCUUUGGCGAAACUGAAGUGCUCAAUAGGUUACUGUUUGGAGAAUGUAGCAGUUUAUUUGUUCAUAUCUACUCCCUGUAUGUGUGAUUUGUUACACUGUAUUUUUUAAUGUCAAAAACUAAUAAAAAAUGUGUAUAUGUAUGAGUUA